Molecule: messenger RNA, 1833 nt
Organism: Beta vulgaris subsp. vulgaris (sugar beet)
Lineage: Eukaryota; Viridiplantae; Streptophyta; Magnoliopsida; Caryophyllales; Amaranthaceae
Product: cysteine proteinase mucunain
Exons: 5
Coding region: 82-1497 (471 amino acids)
Cellular component (GO): lysosome
Molecular function (GO): cysteine-type endopeptidase activity
Source: RefSeq, a predicted model, not a curated record
AAACCUCCUCAUUUUCUAUAUAAACUCUCCCCAUUCCUUUCUUUUCCCUUCACAAAACUCACCCUUUCUUCUCCCACAAAAAUGGCAUCAAUGGCUUCCUUCUCAAAACCCUCCCUAACUUUCUCUCUCCUCAUACUUCUCUCUCUCCUAACCCUCUCUUUCGCCAUUGACAUGUCGAUCAUAAGCUACGAUCAAGACCAUCACACCAACAUCGUCUCGUCUUCGCGGUCUGAAGACGAGGUGAUGAACUUAUACGAAUCAUGGCUAGUUAAGCACAGGAAAAACUACAACGCUUUAGGUGAAAAAGAGAAGAGAUUUCAGAUCUUUAAAGAUAAUUUGAAGUUCAUCGAUCAACAUAAUUCCGAUGAUCAACAGAGUUUUAAAUUAGGGCUUAAUAAGUUCGCUGAUUUGACUAAUGAUGAGUUUCGAUCGAAGUAUUUUGGGAGGAAAAAGAAGGAUUCAUUGUUGAAGAUGAAGGUUAAAAGUGAUCGUUAUUUGUUUAGGGAAGGCGAUCAGUUGCCCAAGUCCGUUGAUUGGAGAGAGAAAGGUGCUGUUUCACAUAUCAAGGAUCAAGGCCAAUGUGGGAGCUGUUGGGCAUUCUCCACGAUUGCUGCCGUGGAAGGAAUAAACCAGAUUGUCACUGGCAAUCUGAUUACAUUGUCCGAGCAAGAGCUUGUAGAUUGUGAUAGAAGUUAUGACUCUGGAUGUGAUGGUGGACUUAUGGACUAUGCAUUCGAGUUCAUCAUCAACAACGGUGGCAUUGAUACUGAUAAAGACUAUCCUUACACAGCAAUGGACGGGACUUGUGAUCAGUUCAGGAAGAAUGCCAAGGUUGUUACAAUUGAUUCAUAUGAAGAUGUUCCUGAAAAUGAUGAAAAGGCAUUGAUGAAGGCAGUUGCACAUCAACCUGUUAGUGUUGCCAUUGACGCUGGUGGCAGCGCCUUCCAGUUCUAUCAAUCGGGUGUUUUUACUGGAAGAUGUGGAGAAGAUCUGGAUCAUGGUGUUGCAGCAGUUGGCUAUGGCACCUCUGAGGACGGGAAGGACUACUGGAUUGUGAGAAACUCAUGGGGCGGUGAUUGGGGAGAGAAUGGAUACAUCAAGAUGGAGAGGAAUGUGGCAGGCAAGAAAGCUGGUAAAUGUGGUAUUGCUGUGGAGCCUUCAUACCCGAUCAAGACCAGCAAGAACCCCCCAAACCCAGGUCCUACUCCUCCAUCUCCUCCCCCUGCACCCACUUCAACAUGUGAUUCAUACUACUCGUGCCCUUCUGCAACCACCUGCUGCUGUGUCUAUGAAUAUGGUUCUUAUUGCUUUGCCUGGGGUUGUUGCCCAUUGGAGUCUGCUGUCUGCUGUGCUGACCACUCCAGCUGCUGCCCUCAUGACUAUCCCAUCUGCAACCUCAAGAAGGGUACUUGCAAUGCGAGCAAGAACAGCCCAUUGAGUGUUAAGGCAUUGAAGCGUUCUCCUGCAAAGCUCCAUGCAAAAUUCGGCUUUUUCUAAGCACACAACAUUGCAACAACUUUCAAGGAUUUCUCAACUUAGCAAUGGUGCAGAAGACGGGAGGCCUAGAGUUUCUGAUCUCAUUUAGAAAUCCCAUUGUUCACCAUGCAUUAUUUCUUUCAGCUUGGUGGUUUUGUACAUAUUUUCUAAAUUGAACUAAUGCUCGUUAUGGCAAUGAAACUGGCAAUGAAACUAUGUUAAGACAUGGCGCAAUGCACAUGGGCUUUAAAGAACUACUGAUUAUGUAAAUAGUUUCAGUUACCUGCACUGCAUCAUCAAAUUAUGGUUACUAAUGUGAUCUUUUACAAUCUUCUAUUUUUAUGGUGUUUACUGAUA